Etheostoma spectabile (orangethroat darter) is the source of this 1389-nucleotide messenger RNA. Its product is annotated as organic solute transporter subunit alpha-like. NCBI's taxonomy places the organism in Eukaryota, Metazoa, Chordata, Actinopteri, Perciformes, Percidae. The record is from RefSeq and is a predicted model, not a curated record.
CAACACCAGGGCAUCUCCAUCUUAGUUUGCUGCUGUGUGCUUUGGCUGGCCGCGGAUCAGAAGCAGGAGUUUGUAGCUGAUUGUUCCUCGCAGGGCUGUCUGUGUUUGUUAUGUGACAGGUGGGACGGAGAACAGCCGAGCAUUAGACCGAGAAUGGGAAGAGGAGCCAACUGUAGCUGGGUUGGGCCUGAGAUCCCUCUGUCGUCACAGAUCUUCAGUAUCCUUAAAGACGAACUGUGGCUCUUCCUGAUCCCGGCCGGCCUGGCUGCCAUCUUACUGGCCGUGUUCCUGGAGGAGGUGGGCUUCUUCUUGCGCCACAUCCCCUCGUCCAGACGGAGACGCCUCUGCCUGUGGAUAUUAGGAAUGUACCCGGUCUUUGCCUUGACCUCCCUUAUAGCGCUGUAUGUGCCGCGCUCUUCCUCACUGUGUAAUUUCAUCGCCUCACUGUAUCACUCCAUCACCUUGCUGAAGUUCAUGGGACUGAUCACAGACUUCUUUGGAGGGAAAGCUCGUAUGCUGGCUGCUCUGUCAGGACAGCACGUAUCUCCAGACCCUUUCCCCUGCUGCUGCUGCUGCUGUCUGCCAAUGGUGACCAUCACCCGCAGCCGCGGCUGGAUGCUGGCUGCUGUGUUGCAGCUCUCUGUCAUCCGCAGCAUCCUGUUCUUCGUCACACUGGUCCUGUGGACAGAUGAACAGUAUGACUACGGUGAUGUGAAUUCUGUCAACCCCAACUUGUAUGUGAACGCUAUAAUAGGUAUGUCAACCUUCGUGUCCUUCUACGGCCACUUGCUCUUUUAUAAAGCCACCAAGAGUGCGUUACAUGGCUACGGACUGAGAGCCAAGUUCAUCUGCAUCAUCGUGGUGUUGGUGCUGUGUGGCCUGCAGAGUGGCAUCUUAGAGACCAUGGGUGCUCUGGAGGUUAUCCCCUGCACACCACCCUUCUCUGUGCUGGCCAGGUCACAGUUGAUCUACCACUACUGUGUGAUUGUGGAGAUGUUCUGCAUCGGCCUAUAUGCCCGCCACACUUUCCGUAAGGUGGAGCCAAGCGUGCUGGAGGAUGUGGGGCCCAUCAGUGUUUGGCAGAUGGAAAAGGCUGUUCAAACAGACGAUGUUCAGAUGACACAUCACAAACCUGGCCAGCUCCGCUGCGGCCUCGUCAGUGCCUCCAAUCCCAGCUACAGCAGUGACAGCGAGGACAACCUGUGCAGGAUUGAGCAUGCACCUCUGGAUGGUUUUGCCUUCCCCCAGGCCAGAGGUCAGCAAGUAGCCAGGACAGAACCAGGGGAACCCUGGUCUGCCGAGGACCGUGGUUUACAUCUGAGCCAUAUUACUGUGAGGGCUGAUAUUAACUAUCAGGACUCUAAGGAUGUCACUGUGGUUUGACAAGCU